Messenger RNA from Trichophyton benhamiae CBS 112371, 1656 nucleotides. RefSeq lists its product as uncharacterized. The transcript has 2 exons. The record is from RefSeq and is a predicted model, not a curated record. Gene Ontology annotation, biological process: phospholipid transport; mitochondrion organization. Gene Ontology annotation, molecular function: lipid binding. Lineage: Eukaryota; Fungi; Ascomycota; Eurotiomycetes; Onygenales; Arthrodermataceae. The coding region runs from base 1 to 1656 and encodes 551 amino acids. Gene Ontology annotation, cellular component: ERMES complex.
AUGGCCUUCAAUUUUAACUGGUCGCCUCUGAUGGCUGAUGCUGGAUUCUAUACUCGCGCUCAAGAGCUACUCACUACUGCCUUGAACAAGUCGCCGAAACCUCCGAUCAUUGUGGGCGACAUCACAGUCACGGAACUGAAUCUGGGAUCUAUACCACCAGACCUUGAAAUUCUUGAGAUAGGGGAUCUGGCAGACGACCGGUUCCGCGGAAUAUUUAAAAUGUCCUACUCUGGAGAUGCUUAUCUCACUCUGAAAACUUGUGUUCAGGCCAACUCUCUAAACACUUACAUGGUGACCCGGCCAUCGUUUACUUCUCCAUGUCCCCUUGCAGCAGACCAAGGCCUCACUAUACCACUACAAAUAACUUUGUCAGAUAUCAAACUUUCUGGCUUUGUAGUGUUGGUCUUUUCUAAGCAAAAAGGAAUCACUCUGGUCUUUAGAAAUGACCCCCUUGAGUCGCUAAAGGUGUCAUCAACUUUUGAUUCUAUCCCAUUCGUUCGAGACUAUUUACAACGAACCAUCGAGGGUCAGCUUCGCUUAUUAUUUAUGGAUGAGCUUCCUGCUAUUAUCCACCGACUAUCUCUUCGACUAUGGGUGCCAGAGUUUCGCGGGCAGGAUGUCGAAGCACAGGCUGACGAAGAAGCGGGCCCAGGUCAAGAUCCAUUACUUAGCCCACCCCAAGACCCUGUUGAUGCUUCCGGAAAUGUUUUGAGCGUUGCCCAGAUAGCUUCUUUGUCUCUGGACUCUGGAGUUGAAAUGCACUCUCUAUUCUCUCAGAGAAAUCUUGUCCGACUUGCCACGCUAACGGACUCUCAACGGACACUUUCACUAUUCACUCCAACAAUACAUGACGUCGUUUUCAGAGCGCUUACCGGAGCUAUGGAACAAUCCGAGUACCACGGAGGCUUGAUCUCCCCCAUUAGUCCUCCUCUUUCUAGGACUCACUCUCAUGCUGCGUCUCUCCAAUCUCUGCAGGAAUCGUCAAUGAGUAAAGCAUCUCUAGGCUCCCCACUGAGCGGAUACGGUUCUCUCACGACUAGCGCUGGCCGCCACCCAAGAGCACGUCCCUCAAGGAAACACAAGCGGCGUGUUGUGGACUUACGAAAGUCAAAAAAGUCUGAUGACACUUCCAGUACAUGCACUGAGAGCGAAUAUACUGUCUCUACUGAUGCAUCAACUGUUUUUUCAUCCUCUGCAAGAGCGGGAGAGAAACCCGAUGAUCCUAUUACUCCACCGAUCUCCCCUGAUGCUACUAUAAAAGUAAAGGAUCGUUCACGAGUGCCGGCUGUGCAAGGACUAGGCCCAUCUGUCAGUGCUAAUACUGCCCAGCCUACCCCGUCAGCCGAAGGUGAAAAGAAGCCUCUUAGUAACGGGGAACCUUCGCAUAUUCCUCGUCAAAAUACCCCUACCCUAGAAGCCCAUCAGCAAGGUAGUGACAACACAACCUCCCUGAAUGGGGUCCCACCCAACGUACUGUCAUUUGUGGCCGCGAGUCAGGACCGAAGCAUUUUAGAGCAGGCUUGGAUGAUGAAGUUAGCAAACGAAAUCAACCGCAGAAUCCAAGAAAGCAAAGGUCCUGGUAGCGUGGGCAGUGCCAGCAACUACUGCAGACACCAAACCCGAGAUCCUUCGCCACCUCCAGCAUACGGACAGUGA